Lampris incognitus (smalleye Pacific opah) is the source of this 14319-nucleotide messenger RNA. It is a transcript of the gene dync1h1, whose product is annotated as dynein, cytoplasmic 1, heavy chain 1. Bases 58 to 13980 code for a protein of 4640 amino acids. The transcript has 78 exons. Gene Ontology annotation, cellular component: dynein complex. Gene Ontology annotation, molecular function: minus-end-directed microtubule motor activity; ATP binding; ATP hydrolysis activity. Gene Ontology annotation, biological process: microtubule-based movement. Lineage: Eukaryota; Metazoa; Chordata; Actinopteri; Lampriformes; Lampridae. The record is from RefSeq and is a predicted model, not a curated record.
CCGGUCUCUUUGUUCAGCUUCAAGCCCACUGUCGAUCGUUGUUCACCGCGGCAGAAAAUGUCUGACGGCGGAGGGGUGGACGAUAAUUCCAGCACCAUGGAAGUGUCGGCUGUCCAGACGGUCGCCGACACCUCGGUGCUGCAGAAACACAUCCGCAAACUCGUCCCGCUGCUACUGGAAGAUGGCGGCGAGGCUCCGGCCUCUCUGGAAACCGCCCUGGAGGAGAAGAGCUCCGUUGAGCAGAUGAGAAAAUUCCUGUCGGAUCCUCAGGUUCACACCAUUCUGGUCGAAAGGAGCUGCCUUAAAGAGGAUGUUGGAGAUGAAGGAGAAGAAGAGAAGGAGUGCAUCUCUUACAACAUCAACAUUGAUAUCCACUAUGGGAUAAAGUCCAAUAGCCUGGCUUUGAUCAAGAGAACUGUUGUCAUCGAUGCAGACAAGCCAAUAUCAACCCAAGUCCGUGUCCUGACCCUGAGUGAGGAUUCUCCCUAUGAGACCCUGCACUCUUUCAUCAGCAAUGCUGUCGCACCUUUCUUUAAGUCCUACAUCCGUGAGUCUGGAAAGGCAGAUAGGGAUGGCGAUAAGAUGGCUCCCUCUGUUGAGAAAAAGAUUGCUGAGCUGGAGAUGGGCCUGCUUCAUCUGCAGCAGAAUAUUGAGAUUCCUGAGAUUAGCCUGCUCAUUCAUCCUACUAUUACCAACAUUGCCAAGCAGUGCUAUGAGCGUGGAGAGAAGCCUAAGGUCACUGACUUUGGGGACAAAGUAGAAGACCCGACAUUCCUGAACCAGUUGCAAUCUGGGGUCAACCGCUGGAUUAGGGAAAUUCAGAAGGUCACAAAACUAGAUCGUGAUCCGGCCUCAGGCACAGCCCUGCAGGAGAUCAGUUUCUGGCUGAACCUGGAGCGGGCCCUGAACAGGAUCCAGGAAAAGAGAGAGAGCCCUGAAGUACUGCUCACUUUGGACAUCCUCAAACAUGGCAAACGUUUCCAUGCUACUGUCAGCUUUGACACUGACACUGGUCUGAAACAGGCAGUAGAGACAGUCAAUGAUUACAAUCCUCUGAUGAAGGACUUCCCACUCAAUGACCUGUUGUCUGCGACGGAGCUGGAUAAGAUCCGGCAAGCUCUGAUGGCCAUAUUCACACACCUGAAAAAGAUCCGGAACACCAAGUAUCCCAUUCAGAGAGCCCUGCGCCUGGUAGAGGCCAUCUCCAGGGAUCUGAGUUCCCAGCUCCUCAAAGUGUUGGGCACCAGGAAGCUCAUGCAUGUUGCCUACGAGGAGUUUGAAAAGGUGAUGGUUGCUUGCUUUGAAGUAUUCCAGACCUGGGAGGAUGAGUAUGAGAAGCUCCAGGUGCUUCUGAGAGACAUUGUGAAGAGAAAGCGAGAGGAGAACCUGAAGAUGGUGUGGCGUCUGAGCCCAGCUCACAGGAAGCUUCAAUCACGUCUGGACCACAUGAGACGUUUCAGAAGGCAGCAUGAACAGUUGCGGGCUGUCAUCGUUCGUGUGCUCAGGCCCCAGAUUUCUGCUGUGCCUCAGCAUGCCCCGGGAGAGACGGUAGAGCCUCAAGAUAUGAAAGUAACUGAAGUCCUGUUUGAUGCAGCCGAUGCGAAUGCCAUUGAAGAGGUCAACCUGGCCUAUGAGAAUGUCAAAGAGGUUGAUGGCCUGGAUGUGUCCAAGGAAGGCAUGGAAGCCUGGGAAGCUGCUAUGAAACGCUAUGAUGAGCGCAUCGACCGCGUGGAGACUCGUAUCACCGCCCGCCUGCGUGACCAGCUGGGAACAGCCAAGAAUGCCAACGAGAUGUUCCGCAUCUUCUCCCGCUUCAAUGCACUCUUCGUGCGCCCCCACAUUCGUGGUGCCAUCCGUGAGUACCAGACACAGCUCAUCCAGCGGGUGAAAGAUGACAUAGAGUCUCUCCAUGACAAGUUCAAGGUUCAGUACCCUCAGAGCCAGGCUUGCAAAAUGAGUCAUGUCCGUGACCUGCCGCCUGUAUCUGGUUCCAUCAUCUGGGCCAAGCAGAUUGACCGUCAGCUGACUGCAUACAUGAAGAGGGUGGAGGAUGUUCUGGGGAAAGGCUGGGAGAACCAUGUGGAGGGCUUGAAGCUAAAGCAGGAUGGAGACAGUUUUAGGGCAAAGCUCAACACACAGGAGAUUUUUGAUGAUUGGGCUCGUAAGGUCCAGCAGCGUAACCUUGGUGUGUCUGGCCGCAUCUUCACCAUUGAGAGCAGCCGCGCCCGUGGACGCCCAGGAAACAUGCUCAAGCUCAAAGUCAAUUUCCUCCCUGAGAUCAUCACUCUGUCCAAAGAGGUCCGGAACCUGAAAUGGUUGAGCUUCCGUGUUCCUCUGGCCAUAGUCAACAAGGCCCACCAGGCUAACCAGCUCUACCCAUUCGCCAUCUCGCUGAUUGAAAGUGUACGCACCUACGAGCGCACAUGUGAGAAGGUGGAGGAGAGGUCCUCCAUCUCUCUGCUGGUGGCAGGACUGAAGAAGGAGGUUCAGGCUUUGGUUACAGAGGGAAUCGCCCUGGUGUGGGAGUCCUACAAGCUGGACCCCUAUGUCCAGAGGCUGGCCGAAACUGUCUUCAACUUCCAGGAGAAGGUGGAUGACCUCCUGCUGAUUGAAGAGAAGAUAGAUCUAGAGGUUCGCUCUCUGGAGACCUGCAUGUUUGAUCAGAAGACCUUUUCCGAGAUUCUCAAUCGUGUCCAAAAGGCUGUGGAUGACCUCAAUCUGCACUCUUACUCCAAUCUGCCCAUCUGGGUCAACAAGCUUGACAAUGAGAUUGAGCGUAUCUUGGGAGUGCGUCUGCAGGCUGGCCUAAGAACCUGGACACAGGUGCUCCGGGGUCAGAUGGAGGACAAAGCCGAUGUGGAUAUGGACACAGAGGCUCCACAAGUCAGCCACAAGCCGGGAGGAGAGCCAAAGAUUAAAAAUGUUGUCCAUGAGCUGAGGAUCACCAACCAAGUCAUCUACCUGAACCCGCCCAUCGAGGACUGUCGCUACAAGCUCUAUCAGGAGAUGUUUUCCUGGAAGAUGGUCAUCCUCUCUCUGCCCAGGAUCCAGAGCCAGAGAUACCAGGUGGGCGUGCAUUACGAGUUGUCAGAGGAGGAGAAGUUCUACCGGAAUGCUCUGACCAGAAUGCCGGAUGGCCCUGCUGCCCUAGAAGAAGCCUACAAAGCAGUUGAAGAUAACGUCAGUGAAGUGGAGCAGUAUGUCAAGGUGUGGCUGCAGUACCAGUGCCUGUGGGAUAUGCAGGCAGAGAAUAUCUACAACCGUCUGGGAGAGGAUCUCACCAAGUGGCAAGCCCUGCUGGUCCAGAUCCGCAAGGCCCGCGGAACCUUCGACAAUGCAGAAACACGCAAGGAGUUUGGACCCGUGGUCAUCGACUAUGGCAAAGUCCAGUCCAAGGUCAACCUGAAGUAUGAUUCCUGGCACAAAGAGGUGCUCAGCAAGUUUGGUCAGAUGCUGGGCCAGAACAUGCAAGACUUCCACUCCCAGAUCUCUAAGUCUCGUCAAGAACUGGAGCAACACUCUGUGGACACAGCCAGUACCUCAGACGCUGUCACUUUCAUAACAUAUGUUCAGACUCUCAAACGCAAGAUCAAACAGUUUGAGAAGAAUGUGGAUUUGUUCCGCAAUGGGCAGCGUCUACUUGAAAAGCAGCGGUUCCAGUUCCCUCCCUCUUGGCUCUAUAUUGACAACAUUGAGGGGGAAUGGGGUGCCUUCAGUGAUAUAAUGAAGCGUAAGGACACUGCCAUCCAGCAACAGGUGGCCAACCUGCAGAUGAAGAUUGUCCAAGAGGACAGGGCAGUGGAGAACCGUACCACCGAUCUGCUCAACGACUGGGAGAAGACCAAACCAGUUGCUGGGAGCCUGCGACCAGAAGAGGCCCUACAGUCUCUCACCAUCUAUGAGGGCAAGUUUGGCCGUCUAAAGGAUGACAGGGAGAAGUGUGCCCGUGCCAAAGAAGCCCUGGAGCUCACAGACACUGGCCUGCUCAGUGGCAGUGAAGAGAGGGUGCAGGUGGCGUUGGAGGAGCUUCAGGACUUGAAGGGGGUAUGGUCUGAGCUGUCUAAGGUCUGGGAGCAAAUUGAUCAGAUGAAGGAGCAGCCAUGGGUGUCUGUUCAGCCACGCAAGCUUCGUCAGAGCCUUGAUGGUCUUCUGAACCAACUUAAGAACUUCCCUGCCAGGCUAAGACAGUAUGCCUCCUAUGAGUAUGUCCAGAGGUUGCUCAAGGGAUACAUGAAGGUAAACAUGCUUGUAAUUGAGCUGAAAUCAGAGGCUCUGAAGGACCGGCACUGGAAGCAGCUGAUGAAGCGUUUGCAUGUGAACUGGGUCCUAUCAGAGCUGACCCUGGGUCAGAUCUGGGAUGUGGACUUGCAGAAGAAUGAGAUGGUCGUGAAAGAUGUCCUUCUUGUGGCCCAGGGAGAGAUGGCUUUGGAGGAGUUCCUUAAGCAGAUUCGUGAGGUAUGGAACUCCUAUGAGCUAGACCUAGUGAACUACCAGAACAAGUGUCGCCUGAUCAGAGGCUGGGAUGACCUCUUCAACAAGGUGAAGGAGCACAUUAACAGUGUGUCUGCCAUGAAGCUGUCCCCAUACUACAAGGUGUUUGAAGAAGAUGCCCUCAGCUGGGAAGACAAGCUGAAUCGCAUCAUGGCCCUGUUUGAUGUGUGGAUUGAUGUCCAGCGCCGUUGGGUUUACCUGGAAGGAAUCUUCACAGGCAGUGCUGACAUCAAACACCUGCUUCCUGUAGAGACCCAGAGGUUCCAGAGUAUCAGCACAGAGUUCCUUGCGCUGAUGAAAAAGGUGACAAAGUCCCCUCUGGUGAUGGAUGUGCUGAACAUACAGGGGGUCCAGAGAUCCCUAGAGAGACUGGCUGACUUGCUUGGCAAAAUCCAGAAGGCCCUUGGAGAAUACCUGGAAAGAGAGAGGUCCUCAUUCCCCAGGUUCUACUUUGUGGGAGAUGAGGACCUGCUUGAAAUCAUUGGCAACAGCAAGAAUGUGCCCAAAUUGCAGAAGCACUUCAAAAAGAUGUUUGCUGGGGUCUCCAGCAUCCUGCUCAAUGAGGACAGCACGGUGGUGUUGGGUAUCUCAUCCCGUGAGGGGGAGGAGAUCCACUACAAGACACCAGUCUCCAUUACCGAUCACCCAAAGAUCAACGAGUGGCUGACAUUGGUGGAGAAGGAGAUGAGGGUGACAUUGGCCAAACUGCUGGCUGAGUCAGUCACAGAGGUCACUGCCUUCAACCAGGGUACAGCCAUCGACCUGAGCCAGUACAUCAACUGGAUUGACCGUUACCAGGCCCAGCUAGUGGUCCUGUCUGCCCAGAUUGCCUGGUCUGAGAACAUUGAAUUGGCCCUGACCACUAUUUCCGGUGGUGGGGACAUGGCACCCAUGCAAAGUGUGCAGUCCAACGUUGAGGCCACACUGAAUGUGUUGGCUGACACUGUGCUGAUGGAGCAGCCACCACUCCGCAGAAGAAAACUGGAGCAUCUGAUCACAGAGCUGGUGCACCAGCGGGACGUGACCAGGAGACUAAUCAAGAACAAGAUAGACAACCCCAAGUCCUUCGAGUGGCUCAGCCAAAUGCGCUUUUAUUUUGACCCAAAGCAAACUGAUGUCCUGCAGCAGCUGUCCAUUCAGAUGGCCAACGCCAAGUUCAACUAUGGCUUCGAGUAUCUGGGUGUCCAAGACAAGCUGGUCCAGACCCCCCUGACCGACCGCUGCUAUCUUACCAUGACCCAGGCCCUAGAGGCCCGCCUUGGAGGAUCACCAUUUGGUCCUGCCGGAACGGGAAAGACUGAGUCAGUGAAGGCUCUGGGCCACCAGCUAGGCCGCUUUGUCCUUGUCUUCAAUUGUGACGAGACCUUUGACUUCCAGGCCAUGGGUCGUAUCUUCGUGGGUCUGUGCCAGGUGGGAGCAUGGGGCUGUUUCGAUGAGUUCAAUCGUUUGGAGGAGAGGAUGCUCUCUGCUGUCUCCCAGCAGGUCCAGUAUAUCCAGGUGGCCCUGAGGGAGCACAGCAAUCCCAACCGGGACAGGAGUGCGCCCAUCACCACAGAGCUCCUGAACAAGCAGGUGAAGGUCAGCCCAGACAUGGCCAUCUUCAUCACCAUGAACCCUGGCUAUGCUGGACGUUCCAACCUGCCCGACAACCUGAAGAAACUAUUCCGCAGCUUGGCCAUGACCAAGCCUGACCGCCAGCUCAUCGCCCAGGUCAUGCUGUACUCCCAGGGCUUCCGCACUGCUGAGAUCUUGGCCAAAAAGAUAGUGCCCUUCUUCAAGCUGUGCGACGAGCAGCUGUCAUCUCAGAGUCACUAUGACUUUGGCCUCCGUGCUCUCAAGAGCGUGUUAAUCAGUGCUGGCAAUGUAAAACGUGAGCGCAUCCAGAGGAUCAAGAGGGAGAAACGUGAACGUGGGGAAAAUGUUGAUGAGAAUGAGAUUGCUGAGAACCUUCCAGAGCAGGAGAUCCUGAUCCAGAGUGUAUGUGAGACCAUGGUCCCCAAACUAGUGGCUGAGGACAUCCCGCUGCUCUUCAGCCUGCUGUCCGAUGUCUUCCCUGGAGUCCAGUACCACCGUGGGGAAAUGAAUGCUCUGAGAGAGGAACUGAAGAAGGUCUGCAUGGAGAUGUACCUCACCUAUGGAGAUGGUGAUGAUGUAGGCAGCAUGUGGGUGGAGAAGGUGCUUCAGCUUUAUCAGAUCACCCAGAUCAACCAUGGACUGAUGAUGGUGGGUCCCUCAGGCAGCGGGAAGACCAUGGCCUGGAGGGUACUGCUCAAGGCCCUGGAAAGGCUGGAGGGGGUGGAGGGCGUGGCCCACAUUAUCGACCCCAAGGCCAUCAGCAAGGACCACCUGUAUGGAACCCUGGACCCCAACACCCGCGAGUGGACCGAUGGCUUGUUCACACACAUCCUCAGGAAAAUCAUUGACAAUGUACGUGGUGAGCUGCAGAAGCGCCAGUGGAUCAUCUUUGAUGGCGACGUAGACCCAGAAUGGGUUGAGAAUCUCAACUCCGUCCUCGAUGACAACAAGCUGCUUACUCUUCCCAAUGGAGAGCGUCUCAGCCUGCCACCCAAUGUGAGAAUCAUGUUUGAAGUACAGGACCUGAAGUAUGCCACCCUGGCUACUGUGUCUCGCUGUGGUAUGGUCUGGUUCAGUGAGGACGUCCUCAGCACUGACAUGAUUUUCAACAACUUCCUGGCUCGCCUCCGCAGCAUCCCGUUGGACGAAGGAGAAGAUGAGGCUCAGCGCAUGAGGAAAGGCUCCGAGGAGGAGGAAGAGACGGUGUCAGCCAUGCUGCAGAUCCAGCGUGAUGUUGCAAGCGUUUUGCAGCCUUACUUCACCUCCACGGGGCUGGUGAUCAAAGCUCUGGAGCAUGCCUCCAAGAUGGAGCACAUCAUGGACUUCACCAGACUGCGUUGCCUGGGCUCUCUGUUCUCCAUGAUGCAUCAGGCCUGCCGGAAUGUUGCCCUGUACAACAACAACCAUCCUGACUUCUCCAUGCCCAUUGACCAGCUGGAGAGAUACAUGCAGAGAUAUGUGAUCUAUGCUGUGCUGUGGUCUUUCUCUGGUGACGGACGGUUGAAGAUAAGGGGGGAGCUUGGGGAGUACAUUCGCCGCAUCACCACUGUGCCCCUCCCCUCUGCUCCCAAUGUCCCCAUCAUUGACUAUGAGGUAUGCAUCUCAGGUGAGUGGCAGUCCUGGCAGGUCAAGGUUCCCCAGAUUGAGGUGGAGACUCAUAAGGUGGCUUCCCCAGAUGUGGUGGUUCCCACUCUGGACACCGUUCGCCAUGAAGCCUUGCUCUACACCUGGCUGGCUGAACACAAGCCACUUGUGCUGUGUGGACCUCCAGGCUCUGGAAAAACCAUGACACUGUUCAGCGCCCUAAGGGCCCUGCCUGAUAUGGAGGUUGUGGGUCUGAACUUCUCUAGUGCCACCACCCCAGAGUUGCUGCUGAAGACCUUCGACCACUACUGCGAAUACCGCCGUACCCCCAACGGAGUGGUCCUCUCCCCUGUCCAGCUGGGCAAAUGGCUGGUACUGUUUUGUGAUGAGAUCAAUCUGCCAGACAUGGACAAGUACGGCACGCAGAGGGUCAUCUCCUUCAUCAGACAGAUGGUGGAGCAUGGAGGGUUCUACCGCACCUCAGACCAGACCUGGGUCAAACUGGAGAGAAUCCAGUUUGUAGGAGCCUGUAAUCCUCCUACCGACCCUGGCAGAAAGCCCCUCACACACAGGUUCCUGCGUCAUGUUCCUGUGGUGUAUGUGGACUAUCCUGGCCCUGCAUCUCUCACCCAGAUCUAUGGGACAUUCAACCGUGCCAUGCUGCGCCUCAUCCCCUCUCUGCGCACCUAUGCUGAACCCCUCACUGCUGCCAUGGUGGAGUUCUACACCAUGUCUCAGGAGCGUUUCACCCAGGACACACAGCCUCAUUACAUCUACUCUCCCAGAGAGAUGACACGCUGGGUGAGGGGCAUAUUUGAGGCCUUGCGGCCCCUGGAAACCCUACCUGUGGAAGGGCUUAUCCGCAUCUGGGCCCACGAGGCCCUGCGUCUUUUCCAGGACAGGCUGGUUGGGGAUGAAGAAAGACGCUGGACAGACGAGAACAUUGACGUGGUAGCUCUCAAGCACUUCCCCAACAUCGAUAAGGAGAAGGCUCUUAACAGACCUAUCCUCUACAGCAACUGGCUGUCCAAGGACUACAUUCCAGUGGAGCAGGAAGAGUUGAGAGACUAUGUGAAGGCUCGUCUGAAGGUCUUCUAUGAAGAGGAGCUUGAUGUUCCUCUUGUGCUGUUCAACGAGGUGCUAGAUCAUGUCCUCAGGAUUGACCGAAUCUUCCGUCAGCCCCAGGGUCACCUUCUACUGAUUGGCGUGAGCGGAGCAGGAAAGACCACCUUGUCUCGCUUCGUUGCCUGGAUGAAUGGACUGAGUGUCUACCAGAUCAAGGUGCAUAGAAAGUACACUGGGGAGGACUUUGAUGAGGAUCUACGUACGGUACUGCGUCGCUCUGGCUGCAAGAACGAGAAGAUCGCCUUCAUCAUGGAUGAGUCCAAUGUGCUGGACUCGGGCUUCCUGGAGAGAAUGAACACAUUGCUGGCCAACGGGGAGGUUCCUGGUCUGUUUGAGGGAGAUGAGUAUGCAACCCUGAUGACCCAGUGUAAGGAGGGAGCUCAAAAGGAGGGCCUGAUGCUGGACACACAUGAAGAGCUUUACAAGUGGUUCACUAGCCAGGUCAUCAGGAACCUGCACGUUGUCUUCACUAUGAAUCCCUCAUCAGAGGGCCUGAAGGAUAGGGCUGCCACAUCACCUGCCCUUUUCAACAGGUGUGUGCUGAACUGGUUUGGAGACUGGUCCACAGAGGCUCUUUACCAGGUGGGUAAGGAGUUCACCAGUAAGAUGGACUUGGAGAAGCCCAACUACAAGGUGCCAGACUACAUGCCCAUCAUCUACGACAAAAUGCCCCAGCCUCCUACUCACCGUGAGGCCAUUGUCAAUGGCUGCGUGUUCGUACACCAGACACUGCAUCAGGCCAACAGCCGUCUGGCAAAGCGCGGCGGUCGCACCAUGGCCAUCACUCCUCGCCACUACCUAGACUUCAUCAACCACUAUGCCAACUUGUUCAACGAGAAACGCAGUGAGCUUGAGGAGCAGCAGAUGCACCUUAACGUUGGUCUCCGCAAGAUCAAGGAGACUGUGGACCAGGUGGAGGAGCUACGCCGUGAUCUGAGAAUCAAGAGCCAGGAGCUGGAGGUGAAGAAUGCUGCUGCCAAUGACAAGCUUAAGAAAAUGGUCAAGGACCAGCAGGAGGCUGAAAAGAAAAAGGUGAUGAGUCAGGAGAUCCAGGAAGCUGUGUACAAGCAGCAGGAAGUGAUCAAGGACAAACAGCUGAGUGUCAAGGAGGACUUGGACCAGGUGGAGCCUGCUGUAAUUGAAGCUCAAAAUGCUGUUAAGUCCAUCAAGAAGCAGCACCUGGUAGAGGUGCGUUCUAUGGCCAACCCACCCGGGGCCGUGAAGCUGGCCCUGGAGUCCAUCUGCCUGCUCCUUGGAGAGAGCACCACAGACUGGAAACAGAUCCGCUCCAUCAUCAUGAGGGAGAACUUUAUCCCCACCAUCGUCAACUUCUCUGCUGACGAAAUCAGUGACUCCAUCCGUGAAAAGAUGAAGAAGAAUUACCUCUCUAACCCUUCGUACAACUAUGAGCAGGUCAAUCGAGCCUCCCUUGCCUGUGGACCUAUGGUGAAAUGGGCCAUUGCUCAGCUGAACUAUGCUGACAUGCUGAAGCGUGUGGAGCCUUUGCGUAACGAGCUGCAGAAGCUCGAAGAUGAUGCCAAGGACAACAAGUCAAAGGCAGAGGAAGUGGAACAGAUGAUCAAAGACCUGGAGGCCAGCAUUGCUCGCUACAAGGAGGAGUAUGCCAUUCUCAUCUCAGAGGCCCAGGCCAUCAAGGCUGACUUGGCUGCAGUUGAGGCUAAGGUAAACCGCAGCACAGCGCUGCUAAAGAGCUUGUCAGCUGAGAGGGAGCGUUGGGAGCAGACCAGCGAGACAUUCAAGAACCAGAUGUCCACCAUUGCUGGAGACUGUCUGCUCUCUGCGGCGUUCAUUGCCUAUGCUGGCUACUUUGAUCAGCAGAUGAGGCAGAAUUUGUUCACCACCUGGUCUCAUCACCUGCAGCAAGCCAACAUCCAGUUCCGCACAGACAUUGCCAGGACGGAGUACCUUUCCAAUGCAGACGAGAGGCUCCGCUGGCAGGCCAACUCCCUCCCAGCUGAUGACCUAUGUACUGAGAAUGCCAUCAUGCUGAAGAGGUUCAAUAGGUACCCACUGAUCAUCGAUCCUUCAGGCCAGGCCACGGAGUUCAUAAUGAAUGAGUACAAGGACCGCAAGAUCACCAGAACCAGCUUCCUGGACGAUGCCUUCAGGAAGAACCUGGAGAGCGCCCUACGUUUCGGAAACCCGCUGCUGGUUCAGGACGUGGAGAGCUACGACCCCAUCUUGAACCCUGUCCUGAACAGAGAGGUCCGCAGGACUGGAGGACGUGUCCUCAUCACCCUGGGCGACCAGGACAUCGAUCUGUCACCUUCCUUUGUAAUCUUCCUCUCCACACGAGACCCAACGGUCGAGUUCCCUCCGGACCUGUGUUCUCGUGUGACAUUUGUCAACUUCACGGUGACGCGCAGCAGUCUGCAGAGUCAAUGUCUUAAUGAGGUCCUCAAAGCUGAGCGGCCUGAUGUGGACGAGAAGCGCUCUGACCUCCUCAAACUGCAGGGUGAGUUCCAGCUUCGUCUGCGACAGCUAGAAAAAUCCCUUCUGCAGGCACUCAAUGAGGUCAAGGGUCGUAUUCUCGAUGACGAUACCAUCAUCACCACCCUGGAGAACCUGAAGAAAGAAGCCGCUGAAGUGACAAGAAAGGUGGAGGAGACAGAUAUCGUUAUGGCCGAGGUGGAGGCAGUGUCACAGCAGUACUUGUCUCUUUCCUCUGCCUGCAGCAGCAUCUACUUCACCAUGGAGGCCCUCAACCAGAUACACUUCCUGUACCAGUAUUCACUUCAUUUCUUCUUGGACACAUACCACACUGUCCUGUAUGAGAACCCCAACCUCAAGAGCAUUAGUGACCACACCCAGAGACUGGCCCUUAUUACCAAGGACCUCUUCCAGGUGGCAUUCAACAGAGUAGCUAGAGGUAUGCUACACCAGGACCACAUUACAUUCGCCAUGCUGCUGGCUAGGAUCAACCUCAAAGGCAUGACCAAUGAGCCCUCGUUCGAUGCAGAAUACCAGCACUUUCUGCGUGGCAAGGAGAUCGUCCUGACCGGCAUGACCUUACCCAAGGUAAAGGGUCUGACCACUGACCAGAGUGAGGCCAUGGUCCGCCUUAGCCGCAUGCCAGCCUUCAAAGACCUGGUUGGCAAAGUCGAGGCUGAUGAGCAAUUCUUCAUGUGGCUUGAAAGCAACACCCCUGAGUUGUCUGUUCCUUACCUGUGGUCAGAAGAGAAGCAGUCCUCUUCCAUUGGCCAGGCAGUUCACCAGCUGCUACUGAUCCAGGCCUUCCGUCCGGACCGCCUUUUGGCCAUGUCUCACAUCCUUGUUGCCAAAGUGCUAGGAGAGACCUAUAUGAACAUCAUUGAGCAACCGCUUGACCUGGCUAACAUCGUGGACAGUGAGGUGAAGCCCAGCACUCCAGUGCUGAUGUGUUCUGUGCCAGGGUACGAUGCAAGUGGCCUGGUCAGAGAUCUCGCUGCAGAGCAGAACAAACACAUCACUUCUAUCUCCAUCGGUUCUGCUGAGGGCUUCAAUAAGGCUGACAGAGACAUUAACACCGCUGUCAAGUCUGGCAGGUGGGUCAUGUUAGAAAACGUCCAUCUUGCUCCUGCCUGGCUGAUGCAGCUAGAGAAAAAGCUCCACUCCAUGCAGCCUCAUGCCUGCUUCAGACUCUUCCUUACUAUGGAGAUCAAUCCUAAGGUGCCUGUGAACCUUCUACGUGCUGGCCGCAUCUUCGUGUUUGAGCCUCCUCCUGGCGUCAAGGCCAACAUGCUGAGGACUUUCAGCAGCAUCCCAGUGGCUCGCAUGUGCAAGGCUCCCAACGAGCGGGCACGUCUUUACUUCCUGCUGGCCUGGUUCCAUGCUGUCAUCCAGGAGCGUCUGCGUUAUGCCCCGCUGGGCUGGUCCAAGAAGUAUGAGUUUGGAGAGUCUGAUCUGCGCUCUGCGUGCGACACAGUUGACACAUGGCUAGAUGACACUGCUAAGGGUCGUCAGAACAUCUCACCUGACAAGAUUCCCUGGGCAGCCCUGAAGACUUUGAUGGCCCAGUCCAUCUAUGGUGGACGAAUUGACAACGAGUUUGACCAGCGGCUGCUUAUUACGUUCUUGGAACGCAUCUUCACCACUGGCAGCUUUGACAGCGAGUUCAAACUGGCUCUCAAAGUAGACGGACACAAGGACAUCAAGAUGCCUGAUGGUAUUCGACGUGAGGAGUUCAUGCACUGGGUAGAGAUGCUUCCUGACACCCAGACUCCAGCUUGGCUUGGUCUUCCUAGCAAUGCUGAGAAAGUCUUGCUCACUACUCAGGGCAUUGACAUGAUGGGUAAGAUGCUGAAAAUGCAGAUGUUGGAGGAUGAGGAUGACCUUGCCUAUGAGACUGAGAAAAAGCAGCGCACUGCGUCAUCGUCUGAUGCCCAGCCAGCCUGGAUGAGGACCCUCCAUACCACAGCCUGCAACUGGCUGCAGCUGAUACCCCAGAGUGUCAGCCCUCUCAAACGCACUGUGGAGAACAUCAAGGACCCACUCUUCCGUUUCUUUGAGCGUGAGGUGAAGAUGGGUGGCAAAAUGCUGCAGGAGAUCCGUCAGGACCUAUCGGAUGUGGUCCAUGUUUGUGAGGGCAAGAAGAAACAGACCAAUGACCUUCGCACGCUCAUCAAUGACCUUGUCAAAGGUAUCCUCCCUCGCAGCUGGUCCCGCUACACAGUCCCAGCAUCCAUGACUGUGAUUCAGUGGGUGGCGGACUUCAGUGACAGAAUUAAACAGCUGCAGCAGAUCUCCCAGGCAGCAGCCAGCGGGGGUGCCAAGGAGCUAAAGAACAUCCAUGUUUGCCUGGGCAGCUUGUUUGUGCCGGAGGCUUAUAUCACUGCCACCCGCCAGUAUGUGGCCCAGGCAAACAGCUGGUCUCUGGAAGAGCUGUGUCUGGAGGUCAAUGUCACCACUGCCCAGAGCGCAGCACUUGAUGCCUGCAGCUUCGGCAUUAAAGGUCUGAAACUGCAAGGGGCAACGUGUGCAAACAACAAGCUCUCUCUGUCUACCACCAUCUCAACCGAGCUGCCUCUUACUCAGCUCCGCUGGGUGAAGCAGGGCACUGGCGAGAAGAGACACACGGUGACUCUGCCAGUGUACCUGAAUUUCACCAGGUCCGAUCUCAUCUUCACAGUGGACUUUGAUAUUGCCACCAAGGAGGACCCGCACAAUUUCUAUGAACGUGGAGUUGCCGUCUUGUGCACUGAGUAGAUAAAGCAUCUUGGGGGUAGAGAAGUCUUGCUGAACAAACUGCACUUAACCACCUAUAUUCAUGGCCUAUUAAUCAACCUUAAAAAGUAGUCUGUAGUCAUUCUAUUCCAACACUAGAUGUAGUUACUGGGGACUGUUUUAUUCUACUUGCAUUAAUUUGUAUGGUUUCGGGAUUGUUUCUUAGAAGGUAUCAGGAAUGUUGUCAGUUGGUCUGCGAGAGGAGAAAAUGAGACGUGUGGAAAAGAGGAAGUUGUGGAAGUAAUGCAUUGUGUUUACGAAAGAACAUGUAGGUUUUUAUGAUGGAAAAGAAACUAAAAUAAAAUUGUAUCGUGAUUUCAA